GACGUCCUGCUCCUUUUCUUUUUGUUUUCUGUUCUCUUCCUCCUCCUCCUCUUCUUCCCAUUCAGUCGCUUUCUUUUCGGCGGUUUCUUCUCUACUUUGCCACCCUUUCUUUCUGGCACGGUGAUGCCUGUCGGCGUGCAGCACUAUGAGGGAACCGUGCGUUUCAAAUAGGGUUUCUGUCCUCGUGCCAACUUGUGCAUGUAAAUGCUUUUCUUUUGCGUCUCUCCGUUAAUUCCCCGCAUGUCAUUGGGAAUAAGGAGGCGGGUCUUAUUCCUUUAGCAGGUCGGCAUCUUGGCUCAGACGUGCUCUUAAAAGGACAUUUGAACAGGUACGAGUUGUUUUUUUUACAGUAAGUAACUUAGAUCGUGCAGAACCUGCUCGCGUUACAGCAGGCGGUGGAUUUACAUCCACGGUGAAGGAAUACUGAUCACGGCUCUGACGUCGAGAGGAUUUUCAGAAUCUGCGUGUACAUUUUUGUUUAUUUGAGGGAUAAAAUCUGAUAUUUUGAAGCGAAGGAUGUUUGAUAUAUUUUUUUCUUCAUCCAAAGAGACUUUUCUUUUGGCAGAUUCCUUCCCUGGCUUUGCUUUCCUUUUUCUCUCUCCCGUUCCUCUUUUCAUUUUUGUACUUUCUGUUAUUUUCUUACUGCCCGGCAUGAAGACAACCCGUCUGCACUGAUCUCACUGGAGUCCACACCAAAAAAUGGGGACAUCAUAACGCCAGACAUUUAAGCAGGAUGGACUUAUCGGAUGUAUUCACCGCAAUGGCCACCACGCCGGCCACCUCACCACCAAACUCUUCUCUGGAGAGCGUCAACCAGACCUCCUCUUCCUCGGCCAGAUCUCCUCCUCUGCCUCCUCACUCGCUGGCGGCGUCGGUGCUCAUCGUGCUGGUGGUCAUGGUCAUCAUCCUGGGCACCGUGGUGGGGAACGCGCUGGUCGUGGUGGCGGUUUUCACCAGCCGAGCCCUGAGGCCGCCGCAAAACCUCUUCCUGGUGUCUCUGGCUUCGGCGGACAUACUGGUGGCCACGCUGGUCAUCCCCUUCUCGCUGGCCAACGAGGUCAUGGGCUACUGGUUCUUCGGCUCGAUCUGGUGCUCCUUCUACCUGGCCCUGGACGUCCUCUUCUGCACGUCCUCCAUCGUCCACCUGUGCGCCAUCAGCCUGGACCGCUACUGGUCCGUCACCAAGGCCGUCAGCUACAACCGCAAGCGGACGCCCAAGCGAAUCAAGUCGAUGAUCAGCGUGGUGUGGCUCAUAUCCAUCGUCAUCUCCUCCCCGCCGCUCCUCAUGACGCAGAAGGAGGAGGACCCGGGGACGGCGGAGAAUGCCGGCGGCCGGAGGCAGGAGUGUCUCCUCAACAACCAGACGUGGUACAUCCUCUCCUCCUGCCUUGUGUCCUUCUUCGCGCCAUGCGUCAUCAUGAUACUCGUGUACUGCAAGAUCUACCGCGUGGCAAAGCAACGGGCCUCCACCGUGUUCGUGGCGAAGAACGUGGUGGAGCGCCAGCCAUCGCAGUCCGAGACCUGCUUCGAGGGCAACGGCGGAACCUGCCAAAGGGAAGGGGCCGGCUUCGGUGGCGCGUCUCUGUACGAGCCGGAGACCCCGCGGCCCGCCAACCGACGCAGCUCCUCCAACGUGGAGAGCAGCAGCAGCCGGAGGGACGAGCUGGACGGCAUCGACUUGGAGGAGCGCAUCGGCGAGGCCGAGGCGAGAGCGUCCGCCUCGCUGUCCUCGGGGCUCCGCUUCACCAGGAGGGCCGGCGGGAGCCUGAGGACGACGGGGGAGGGGGAGAGGGCGCCCAACGGGUUGAGGCCUCCCUCCCACCUCCCACCCGCCUGCGCCACCAUCUCGUGGGCGUCGUCCGAGAGCUGCUCGCACCACCUCCUCCUCCCGUCCCCGGUGGCGCUCCGCAGCCGGCGGACGACCCUGUCCAAGAACAAAGUGGCGCAGAUGAGGGAGAAGCGCUUCACGUUUGUCCUGGCGGUGGUGAUGGGGGGUUUUGUCCUCUGCUGGUUCCCGUUCUUCUUCACUUACAGCCUCCACGCGCUCUGCAGAGACAGCUGCACCAUCCCCGGCAAGCUCUUCAACCUCUUCUUCUGGAUCGGCUACUGCAACAGCUGCCUGAACCCCAUCAUAUACACCAUCUUCAACCGAGACUUCAGGAGGGCCUUCAAGAAGAUUCUAUUCCACACUCAUAAGGGGACAUAAUGCCAGUGUGUGCGUGUGUGUGUGUGUCUAUGGGAGAGGGAGUGUGUGUGCGUGAGUGGCAUCGCACAGAAACCAACACAAAUGUGUGCGCACGCGGUUUUAAUCCUGUUUUCCACUGUGCUGUCAUACCGACAUUAAAGGGCUUGCCACACAG
This is a messenger RNA of Gasterosteus aculeatus aculeatus (three-spined stickleback), 2360 nucleotides long. RefSeq names its product alpha-2Db adrenergic receptor. The record is from RefSeq and is a predicted model, not a curated record. Gene Ontology annotation, biological process: platelet activation; regulation of smooth muscle contraction; regulation of vasoconstriction. Gene Ontology annotation, cellular component: plasma membrane. Gene Ontology annotation, molecular function: alpha2-adrenergic receptor activity; epinephrine binding. Lineage: Eukaryota; Metazoa; Chordata; Actinopteri; Perciformes; Gasterosteidae.